AAACAAAAUUCUCAUGUAAGUUUCAUUCUUGGGAAAACCUGAAUUCAAAUACCCAAUGACACCAGUUCCAAUAAUACUAAAGUAUGUACAGUUUCCUGCUGUUUCAUUCAAUGCAUUCAUUCCUAAUGCACUUUUUUUGGUGUGUGAAACUUGGUUAAUCAUUAAAUAGGUCAGAGAGUAAGAACCACCUGAGAUUCUCAACCAAUUACUUUCUUGCUAUUUCUUCUUGUAAUCACGGCUAAGAGUACAUAGGGUAGGGUUGUUUUGCUUCCUUUUGUGUAAUAGUUAAGUUCUAUGUAAUUUAAAAAAGCUUAUUAUUCCCAAGUACCAGUUCCAUGAUUUUGAAAGUUAGAAUCGCUUUAGCUUUGUCCACCAGGGACAAGUUAUGGUUUUGGUCAGUGAGCUGGCUACCAGCAUAUAACCCUGUAUUUAUGAUAUCAGAACCAAGUGAAGAUUUCAAACAAUUAUCUUGGCAGUCAGGCUGCCAGGUCUGCUGGCUGCUGUGUUUACAGCAAAGCAAGCCGACACUGAGACAGCUACCAACAACCUGCUAAGUACAUAAUGGCCCCGAUUGCUUUCUAUUCUCAGCACCAGAAUCACUUACUGGUGUAAGUUGGGUGUUUAAGGGUGAGUAUUAACUCAUGGGUCACCAGGGAAACAUUUAAUGAAUAACUAGAGGCCUAGGUGAUUCUGUAUUCUCCUAAAUGUCCCGCUUCAUUCUUUUUUCUUCUUUCUCUUGUUCUCAUCUCUCUCUUACUCUUUGUCUCUCUCUGUCUCUCUGUCUGUCUGUCUGUCUCUGUCUCUAUCUCUCUCCCUCUCUUUCUGUCUCUCUUCACUGGUGCAGUUCUCUGAAGGUCACUGUGGGUGGAUUCAAAUAUUUAAUGUUCUUUCUUAGGAGACGGAGCUGUUAGAUCUCAGUCUCGUCAAAGAUGCCAGGUGUGGGAAACAUGCCAAAGCUCCCAAGGACCCCAAAUUACGUGAGCUUCUAGAUGUGGGGAACAUCGGGCGCCUGGAGCAUCGCAUGAUAACGGUGGUGUAUGGGCCUGACCUUGUGAACAUCUCCCACUUGAAUCUCGUGGCUUUCCAUGAAGAAGUAGCCAAGGAAUGGACAAAUGAGGUUUUCAGUUUGGCAACCAACCUGCUGGCCCAAAACAUGUCCAGGGAUGCAUUUCUGGAAAAAGCAUAUACAAAACUAAAGUUGCAAGUCACUCCAGAAGGGCGGAUUCCUCUCAAAAACAUAUAUCGCUUAUUCUCUGCAGACCGCAAGCGAGUUGAAACUGCAUUAGAGGCUUGUAGUCUUCCAUCUUCACGGAAUGAUUCAAUACCUCAAGAAGAUUUCACUCCAGAUGUAUACAGAGUUUUCCUAAACAAUCUUUGCCCCCGACCUGAAAUUGAUAACAUCUUUUCUGAAUUUGGUGCCAAAAGCAAACCAUACCUUACUGUUGACCAGAUGAUGGAUUUUAUCAAUCUUAAGCAGCGAGAUCCUCGGCUAAAUGAAAUACUCUACCCACCUCUGAAACAAGAGCAAGUCCAAGUGUUGAUUGAAAAGUAUGAACCUAAUGAUAGCCUCGCCAAAAAAGGACAGAUAUCAGUGGAUGGGUUUAUGCGCUACCUGAGUGGAGAAGAAAACGGAGUUGUUUCACCUGAGAAACUGGAUUUGAAUGAAGAUAUGUCUCAGCCCCUGUCUCACUAUUUCAUUAAUUCCUCACACAACACCUACCUCACAGCUGGCCAGCUGGCUGGAAACUCUUCUGUGGAGAUGUAUCGCCAAGUGCUUCUGUCUGGUUGUCGCUGUGUGGAGCUUGACUGUUGGAAAGGAAGGACUGCAGAAGAAGAACCUGUCAUCACCCACGGGUUCACCAUGACAACUGAGAUAUCCUUCAAGGAAGUGAUCGAAGCUAUUGCUGAGUGUGCAUUUAAGACUUCACCUUUUCCCAUUCUCCUUUCAUUUGAGAACCAUGUGGAUUCCCCAAAGCAGCAAGCCAAGAUGGCAGAAUAUUGCCGACUGAUCUUUGGGGAUGCUCUUCUCAUGGAGCCACUGGAAAAAUACCCACUGGAAUCUGGAGUUCCUCUCCCAAGCCCAAUGGAUUUAAUGUACAAAAUCUUGGUAAAAAACAAGAAAAAAUCUCAUAAGUCAUCAGAAGGCAGUGGCAAGAAGAAGCUGUCUGAGCAGGCCUCCAACACGUGCAGUGAUUCCUCCAGCGUGUUUGAGCCUUCAUCUCCAGGAGCCGGGGAAGCUGAUACUGAGAGUGACGAUGACGAUGAUGAUGAUGAUUGUAAAAAGUCCUCCAUGGAUGAGGGUACUGCUGGGAGCGAGGCCAUGGCCACCGAGGAGAUGUCCAAUCUGGUGAAUUAUAUUCAGCCAGUCAAGUUUGAGUCCUUUGAAAUUUCAAAAAAAAGAAAUAAAAGCUUUGAAAUGUCUUCCUUCGUGGAAACCAAAGGCUUAGAACAGCUAACCAAGUCUCCAGUGGAAUUUGUCGAAUAUAACAAAAUGCAGCUCAGCAGGAUAUACCCAAAAGGAACACGCGUGGAUUCUUCCAACUACAUGCCUCAGCUCUUCUGGAACGCAGGCUGUCAGAUGGUUGCUCUGAAUUUCCAGACCGUGGACCUGGCUAUGCAGAUAAACAUGGGCAUGUACGAGUACAAUGGAAAGAGCGGCUACAGACUGAAGCCAGAGUUCAUGAGGAGACCGGACAAGCACUUUGACCCAUUCACAGAAGGCAUCGUCGAUGGGAUAGUAGCCAACACUUUGUCAGUCAAGAUUAUUUCAGGUCAGUUCCUUUCUGAUAAGAAAGUUGGGACAUACGUGGAAGUAGAUAUGUUUGGUUUGCCUGUGGACACAAGAAGAAAGGCAUUUAAGACCAAGACAUCCCAAGGAAAUGCUGUCAAUCCUGUCUGGGAAGAAGAGCCCAUUGUGUUCAAAAAAGUAGUUCUCCCUUCCCUGGCCUGCUUGAGGAUAGCAGCUUAUGAAGAAGGAGGGAAAUUCAUUGGUCACAGGAUUUUGCCCGUGCAAGCCAUUCGACCAGGCUAUCACUACAUCUGCCUGAGGAAUGAGAGAAACCAGCCUCUGAUGCUGCCUGCUGUCUUUGUCUACAUAGAAGUGAAAGACUAUGUGCCAGACACAUAUGCAGAUGUGAUUGAAGCCCUGUCAAACCCAAUUCGAUAUGUGAACCUUAUGGAGCAGAGAGCGAAACAACUGGCUGCCUUGACACUGGAAGAUGAGGAAGAAGUGAAGAAGGAGGCUGAUCCUGGUGAAACACCAUCAGAGGCCCCAAGUGAAACCAGGACAACACCAGCAGAAAAUGGGGUGAACCACACCACAUCCUUGACACCCAAGCCACCCUCCCAGGCUCUGCACAGCCAACCAGCUCCAGGUUCUGUAAAGGCACCUGCCAAAACAGAAGAUCUUAUUCAGAGUGUCCUAACAGAAGUGGAAGCACAGACUAUUGAAGAGCUAAAACAACAGAAAUCAUUUGUGAAACUUCAAAAGAAGCACUACAAGGAAAUGAAAGACCUGGUGAAGAGACACCACAAGAAAACCACUGACCUGAUCAAAGAACACACUACAAAAUAUAAUGAAAUUCAGAAUGACUACUUGAGGAGAAGGGCUGCUUUGGAAAAGACUGCUAAAAAGGACAGCAAGAAAAAAUCUGAGCCCAGCAGCCCUGACCAUGGCUCCUCUGCCAUAGAACAAGACCUAGCUGCUCUGGACUCAGAAAUGACCCAAAAGUUAAUAGACUUGAAAGACAAACAACAACAACAGCUGCUUAAUCUUCGGCAAGAACAGUAUUAUAGUGAAAAAUACCAAAAGAGGGAACAUAUUAAGUUGCUUAUUCAGAAAUUGACAGAUGUUGCUGAAGAAUGUCAGAAUAAUCAGUUAAAGAAGCUCAAAGAAAUCUGUGAGAAAGAGAAGAAAGAAUUAAAGAAAAAAAUGGAUAAAAAGAGGCAAGAGAAGAUAACCGAAGCUAAAUCUAAAGACAAAAGCCAGAUGGAAGAGGAGAAGACAGAGAUGAUCCGAUCUUAUAUCCAGGAGGUGGUGCAAUAUAUCAAACGGUUAGAAGAAGCACAAAGUAAACGGCAAGAAAAGCUCGUGGAAAAACACAAAGAGAUUCGACAGCAGAUUCUGGACGAGAAGCCCAAGCUGCAGACAGACUUGGAGCAAGAAUACCAAGACAAGUUCAAAAGACUGCCCCUGGAGAUUUUGGAGUUUGUACAGGAAGCUAUGAAAGGAAAAAUCAGUGAAGAUAGCAAUCACGGCUCCGCCCCUGCCUCCUUGGCUUCGGACCCUGGAAAAGCCAACCACAAGCCUCCUUCCAAUGAGGAGGUGGAAGGAGAAAACCCAGGAAGAGAGUUUGAUACUCCUCUGUGAUUGUUCCCGCCCAGGCCUUCAGGAUAUGCAUGGCCACUCAAGCUCCAUUAGACUCUCUCUUACUAGAAAGAUCACUGCCUAGGAUCCUCUUCCUGAGAAGCAUCCCUUAGCCCGAAAUCCUCAUCAAGGGAAAGCUAUCCUGGCUCCCUGCGCCAUGUGGCAACUACUGCAGUGAAGAAUGCACGUAUGUGGGAUUUUUGUUUUGUUUUGUUUUCUUUCUUUCCAAUAAUAAAUUCAAAGCAGGCAACUCCCAGGCUCCACAGAACACUUAAUGAAGGACAGUGUCUCUUCUCUCUCAAGAAAUUUUGAACUCAUGUUUUGUUUUUUGUGUUUUUUUUUUUUGAAGCUCUGUUGUAAAGUAUUUCAAAGUAAUAGAAAUAGGUUGAGAAAUGCAUAGCACUAUUUAACACUAUCGAUCAUCCAACUUUAAGCUUUUCUUUUGUUUUUCUAACAGCCCCUCCACUCUGUAUUUUUCAGUGACUAUGAAUAUUUCAUCUUUUACUUUGCAAGCACUGGUGGCUUGCAUUUUGCUAAUUUAUUUAUCGAUUCUAGAAGCAUCUGUGUAUUUGUUGUUGAUAUGGCUUUGUCAGCUCCCAUAGUGACCCAGUAAGCUGGUUUCCUUUUUUAAAUAAAGAAAAGAAUAACUUGAUUAUGUCCUUGCCUCCGGGAAGCCAUCCCAAGACUUAGCAAUAUGGAUUGUAUGUCUGGUUGCAUGAGCAAGUUGGCUGCAUGCUUUCAGGUACAAUCUGAAUUGACUACUUGCAUUCAAAGUCUAGGUAUGCAUUGAUUGUUAGCCAGAAAUGAUCAAAUGGUUACAAAUGAUCCAUUCUGCUGAAUUUUUUUUAAUUCUGAUAUAUAUUAAGCAGAAAUUCAGUCAGAAUGAACAGGUCCUGAUGGUUAUUUUUUGCUGUCAGACAUUUUUAUGGUUCAUUUAUUUUUUAUAUAGAAAAAUUAAAUCAUUAUCUAAACACAAAGACCCAUGUACAAAUGCUGUUUUCUCCAUGUAUAUAGAUAUGCACUUAGCUAUGUAAGUACACACACAAGUGUGUGCACAAAUGUGGAUGUGUGUUUAUUCAUUGGCAAUGACCCCAAAUCUUUUCCACUUGAAACCAAAUCCAGGGACAAACUGAUAGAGAAGAAAAGGAACAAGUAACUACAUCACAUCAAUGUUAAGUGAUAUGAAAAUUGUAAGAGAACAUUGAUGAAUCUCUGUAUGCAAUUUAAAGUAGACUUAAGAUUUAGAAUAUGAAUCUGGUAGAUAUUUUAUGAAAUAAAAAUGAUUUUAAAAUAUUCGAUUUUAAGCUUGUUGCAAUGCUGAGAAUAGACAAAAUGUAUAGGACAGUUAUUUGGAAAUUUAUCACUAUCUUCCAUAGUUUUAAGUCUAACCAAUUUCAAUUGUAUUCUAAGAUUUAAGAACUUUGAUUAUGUAUGUAGUCUGUACAUAUAAUGCACUUAACCAUGUCUUUUUAAGUUCCUAUUUUAAGUGGUAUAAGAGAAGUAAAUUAUGUCAUGAUAAAACUGAUCAAAAUAAUUAUUAAAAUGUCUUAAGAAAGAAUAUAUAACAGUAAUUUAUAGAAUCAUACAAAAAAUUGAUGCUAAAACCCAGAUGCUAGAUGCGCAGUUUUAUUUUCCUUUAAAAUAAACCUGAUUGUAGCCUAGCAAGAAUUUUAAUACUGCAAAUGUAAAAGUUAUGUCCUGAAAGUUGUGUUUCAAGAAUUUAAUAGUUAUAUGGAAAUCAUUUUAUUUAAUGUUAAGCAAUAACUAGGAAUCACAAUUAAGUUUUCAUCAAAAUGGAGGCUUACUUCUAACAUUAGGGAGAAGUGUUUGAUUCAAAAAAAGGAAACCACAUAUAUAGUGAGACACAAGGGGAAAUCACUUCCUCUUUGGAUAUGAUUAUGUUUUGAUCUGAAGGAUUUAGAAUGUUAAUCAGAAACUUAAUAAAACUAAACGUCCACAGAAAGAGAAAUCUUUUAUGCAUCCUUGUACUUUUUGCACUUUGAAAGGAUGGCAUAUAUCAUAAAGAAGAAAGAGUGGUCAAAAUCAAAGGCUACAUUUUUAUAAACAGACUGUCUAAAACUGCGGGAAAAUGAAGGAAAAAUGGUAUUCAGAACCAAACACCAUGGUAAUUAUUACAGAAUAUUGUAUCACAUCUUAGUCCAGACAUAGACUGAGGUUCUAACUGUCUUGGUAUUUGGGUUUCAUUAUCUUAGUAGUUCUAGUCAUUUUCUGACAUGUUUGUAUCUGGCCCAUUUACUGUAAUCACAUUUUUAUAUCUGUACAAUGACACUUUUUGCAGUUGUGAGGUAGUAUGUAACACUGUGUAUCUUGCAUUAUUGAAGCUACUAGAGUGAUACUAUCAUUUAAUAAUAUUAAUAUUACUUGAAAAAAGACAAAGAUAAAGAAAAGGGGGGGUCUAUAUGAUGUGCAGUUUUGUGCCUUUAUGUGUUUGCCUUGUUCUUUGUUGAAUGUGUAAAAUUCUGUACUGUGGAUUUUCUUCUAAUAGAGAGUAGAAUUGUGUAUUAAAUUAGACUGCGUCUCUGACACCUGUACACUACUGAGAACAGCAUGGUUUCAACCAUGUAAAUCUGUUUCCCAAGUUCUAUUGACAUGCCGUGUGUUUUGGGUUCCAGCAUUUCACUGAAACAUUUGAGAACCACCAUACAUUCCUUGCUACUCCUAUAAUAGAUAAGCAGUCAUUAAGUAAUUCUGAAAGAAAGGGCCAUUGCUUGCAUUCCUUUGAAUUUAAUGUUGCGCUUGUGCACUGUAUCAAUAUUGUUUGUGAUGGAUUGGAAAUUGUGACUUUUGCCUUUUAAGAAGAAAAAAGAUAGGAGAAAGUAUUUGAAGCUCUUCAAGUGUACAUAUUCUGGUUCUUCUAUCUCAAAUUAUUUAAAAUGCAUUAUUCACAUUUUUGUAAUAAUUCUAUGCAAUUUUGUGGCAUGAUGUUUCUUCCACUUGUAAUUUUAUGUGCUUUCAUCACAAAUCCAAAGGAAACAAUAAAAAUUUCUUAACACAAACCA
This is a messenger RNA of Perognathus longimembris pacificus (Pacific pocket mouse), 7386 nucleotides long. RefSeq names its product phospholipase C beta 1 (gene Plcb1). The coding region runs from base 1022 to 4369 and encodes 1115 amino acids. The record is from RefSeq and is a predicted model, not a curated record. Gene Ontology annotation, biological process: memory; lipid catabolic process; phosphatidylinositol-mediated signaling. Lineage: Eukaryota; Metazoa; Chordata; Mammalia; Rodentia; Heteromyidae. Gene Ontology annotation, cellular component: nuclear speck; cytoplasm. Gene Ontology annotation, molecular function: calmodulin binding; calcium ion binding; phosphatidylinositol-4,5-bisphosphate phospholipase C activity. The transcript has 31 exons.